Molecule: messenger RNA, 2430 nt
Organism: Parathielavia appendiculata
Lineage: Eukaryota; Fungi; Ascomycota; Sordariomycetes; Sordariales; Chaetomiaceae
Product: cytochrome P450
Exons: 3
Coding region: 403-2187 (594 amino acids)
Molecular function (GO): iron ion binding; oxidoreductase activity, acting on paired donors, with incorporation or reduction of molecular oxygen; monooxygenase activity
Source: RefSeq, a predicted model, not a curated record
CGGGUCUCCUCCAGUCCCCGCCGGUUGAGCACCGUCGUCCCCGACCCCGCUCCGUCAUGUGAUCCACACUACCACUCCGUCUUCCGGUCGGUAGUAGAUUUGCCGCCGAGAGCAAGUCUCUGGAACAGAUGGCUAGCAUUUCCCGCUUUUGAUCCCUAACUCCGAGUUUCCCACCCAUUUUGACCUGGUAUCAGCGAUCUUGGGAUAUCGAUCGGUCAAGGGUCUCAGGGGUACGUUAGACCCAGCUACAUACAAGCUUUGUUUUGUUCAGCGCUUCCUUUAUCCUGGGUCAAGAAACGGAAAGACCAAUUUGCUACUUUCCUUUUCUUUGUCCGGUCAGGGGGUUCUCAGGGAUCUGCUGGAAACACACACACGACUUGUUGAGGGAGUGCUUAGGACAAGAUGCUCUCAGGAAGAUUGCUCGACGGGUUCGCCCUACUGAAGCUGCAGUCGACCAUGGCGGACGGAGGUCUUCUCAAUGCCACCCUUGGCUUAUUGGCCAUCGCGGUGACGGUGAUUGCAGCCGACUAUUCGUGGAUGCUCUACCUGAGAGCCAAGAUGCCCCCAGGCCCCUUUCCGUUACCCAUCAUUGGCAACACAUUCUCGUUACCCGACAAUAAGCCCUGGAUCUAUUUCGAGGAGCUGUCCAGGAAAUACAACACACCACUGAUAACAUUCUGGAUUGGGCGGAACCCGACCGUGUGGAUCAACGAUGCGUGGUGUGCCCACGAGAUCUUUGAGAAGAAAGCCCAGAUCUACGCGUCCCGCCCGCGCAUGGUCGUCUUUGGGGAGUUGGGCAGUGGACAGUCAAAUUUGGUGACGAUGAGGAUUCGCAACCAGACGGAGCGUGAUCACUGGCGUCUCCAUCGCAAGUUGAUGCACAUGGGCGUGGGCGCGCAGACAGUCCGCGGCUACCGGGACAUCCAGAACAACGAGAGCAAGGUCGCUGCCUACGACUUUCUGCGGGAGCCCAAGGAAUACGUCAAGCACUUGGAGCGUUAUGCCACGAGCGUCGUAUCCAUCAUCGGCUUUGGUCGGCGCGUGGCCAGCUACAAUGACCCUAUCAUCACAGAGGUCAUUGCUUUGAUGCAGUUGGCUGCCGAUCUGAACGUGCCUGGAAAGUCAUUUCCUAUGUUGUUGGAAACCUUCCCAUUUCUCGCCAAGUUCCCUCGGUUCAUGCCCUGGUUCAAGGGCCUCGGCACUCGCGGCCAGAAAGGCGGGCAUUACUUUUUCUACACGCUCGCUGAGGAAGCCAUCGACCAAUACGCGCAAAAGCCACCCUCGGAACAAGCCUCGAUGCCCACCCCCUACGUCAAGACGCUCUUCGAGGAGACCAAGAAGUACAACCUCCCCGUCGCCGAGCUCUCCGCGUUAACAGGCAACCUCUUUGGAGCCGGCGCCGACACAUCCUCCAGCACGCUCGUCACCUUCGUCCUCGCCUGCUGCGCCUUCCCCGACGCCAUGAAGAAAGCCCAAGACGAGAUCGACCGCGUCAUCGGCCCCAACCGCUCGCCGCACUGGGACGACGCGCCGAACCUGCCCUACAUCAACGCCUUCGUCAAGGAAGUCCUCCGCUGGCGCAGCGUCGCCAUCAUCGGCGGGCAGCCGCACUCGCCGACCCAAGACGACUCGUACAACGGCUGGCUCAUCCCCGCGGGCACCUGGGUGCAGGGCAACGUCUGGGCUAUCCACCACCACGAGCGUGAGUUCCCGGACCCGGACCGCUUCUAUCCGGACAGGUACCUUGAGGGCAACGACCACCGGCGUCCGUUCCCCGGGGAGAGGGGGUACAUGACGUUUGGUUGGGGCCGGCGCGUGUGCAGCGGGCAGGCGCUGGCGGAGCAGGGGACGUGGGUAACGGUGGCGCGGCUGCUGUGGGGUUUCAAUAUCCGCAAGGCGCGGGAUCCGAAGACGGGGAGGGAGAUUGACGUGGACAUCUUUGCUUUUACGAACGGGCUCAAUAUGCGGCCACAGCCGUUCCCGUGCGAGAUUGUGCCGAGGAGCGAGGAGAUACGCGAGGCGAUUGUGCGCGAGGGAGAGCAGGCACUGCAGGAUCUUAAGAUUCAUGAUGGGGAGAGCAGGUACCGUAUGAGCACCUUCUAUCAGCAGCAGAAGAGGAAGUUGGCUGAGGAGCCCGUGUUGGACGAGCAUGGCAAUGUCAGGGUUGUCAAGGUUAAGGCGGUGUAAGAAGGGCUGAUGGAGCCUGGAAUUCCCGUCUGGAAAGGAAUCGGAUAGGGCAGGAUUCUAGAAGCGUGCAGCAGCUGAAAUCAGCCAAACGUAUCUACCAAGACAGAGGCAUGAUUUCAUGGUCAUCACAAUGCUUGAACGUGCCAAAUAUGUGGGUUUCGUGCACGCCCGACUUGCCACCUUCAAUGUCAUGUACUUUACAAGUAUCACCAAUGUCGUGAAACCCACAAGUGACACUUUGAG